Molecule: messenger RNA, 620 nt
Organism: Rhincodon typus (whale shark)
Lineage: Eukaryota; Metazoa; Chordata; Chondrichthyes; Orectolobiformes; Rhincodontidae
Gene: pitpnab
Product: phosphatidylinositol transfer protein, alpha b
Exons: 8
Biological process (GO): phospholipid transport
Cellular component (GO): cytoplasm
Molecular function (GO): phosphatidylinositol binding; phosphatidylcholine binding; phosphatidylinositol transfer activity
Source: RefSeq, a predicted model, not a curated record
GCUGACGCGAGCCGGCGUGCGGUGACGUCAGCGCGCCGGUUGCCGUGGAGACGAGACUGUGCCCCGCCCCCUCCAGCCCCGGGACCAUGGUGCUCAUCAAGGAAUUUCGGAUAAUCCUACCAAUCUCUGUGGAUGAGUACCAGGUGGGACAGCUGUACUCUGUAGCAGAAGCAAGUAAGAAUGAGACUGGUGGCGGUGAAGGGGUUGAAGUGUUACAGAAUGAACCAUAUGAGAAAGAUGGUGAGAAAGGACAGUACACACACAAGAUCUACCACCUCCAGCGCAAGGUGCCUAAGUUUGUGCAGAUGCUGGCUCCUGAGGGAGCUCUGAACGUACACGAGAAGGCUUGGAACGCGUACCCAUACUGCAGAACUGUCAUUACGAACGAAUACAUGAAGGAUGACUUCCUGAUCAAAAUUGAAACCUGGCACAAGCCUGAUAUGGGCAACACAGAAAAUGUACAUGGCCUUGAACCCAACACAUGGAAAAAUGUUGAAGUUAUUCACCUAGACAUUGCUGACCGGAGCCAGAUUCACUCACGGGAUUACAAGUUAGAGGAGGAUCCUGCAAUAUACAAGUCUAUUAAGACAGGUCGUGGAAAACUGGGACCUAAUUGGAAG